UAUUAUGCAUACGCACUUACUGUAUAAUUUAAAUAACAUUAAAAUGGCAUAAUAAAUUAUAACGUCAUAAUUUUCCCGCUCAAACUCCCAGCAACGCGAGUCGUUAGUAUUAAAACAAUAUCAGAUAUAUUACAACAUGGAAACCAGGUUCACAAAUACGAAAUUUAGUUAAAUACUAAAAACACCGAGAGAACCCAACUUUAGGUUUCAACUUGUGAGGAAUAAAGCGGAUAUAAUUCAAGAAAUACAGUAAUCGAGAUCAGUAUCAUCUUCAAAAUUGUGAUCAUCGCGGUCUUGUUUCUAAAAGCAUGGGCGCACAAAGCUGCGUGUUUACGGUAAAUGCGGCGACCCGGAAGAAGACUGUGUGCGAAAGGGCUACCAGGAAGUGCGGAAAAAUAAGUGUUCCUCAGUCAACACACCGGCUAAGGUGGAUUACUCUCUUCUUUUUUUUUUUUUUUUUUUUUUUUUUUUUUUUUUUUUUGUUUUGCAGUUAGCCAAGAAAAUGCACAGGACAUCAAACGGUUGUUGUUUAAGGUUAAACCCUUAGCUCUUCUCGGAUUUGGGCGGCAGAAUAAAUGUUCGAGAUCAGAAGAAGACCAUGUUCCCCAGCUCUUCCAUCGUGGGGUUCGCUCCGUUCCUCCCUCCUCCUCGGUGCGCGCGAGGCAACACUGUGACUGCGCACCACGCGCUGCCACUACCGUUCCCGCUGCCCGCCCUGUCGCCGCCGCCACCGCAGCUGCAGCUGCCGGCCGAGUCGCACUUCAACAUGAGGAACAAGAGCUUCCGUGGUGUUCCUCCAAACGCUCUUCCCCGGUUCCCUUCAAACCCUCACUGUGACUGGACUCCAGCUGUUGGCACACCUCCUCUUGCACCUGGUGGGCCACCAUUGACGAUGACUAGGAAGAGACGGAAUGAUGAACACAGCCUAUAUGACGUGAAGCGACAGCGCUUCGGUUCCCCAGGCAUUUAUGGAAGGACCCCUCAAGUGGUCUCCCCACUGCCUGUAGCUCAGUCAGCACCACCAAAGCCACCUAUUGAGGGCUGUCGGCACCCCCCAGGCAUUCAUAAACCUAAACAGACUGGCGGCACCCUGGUCCUCAGGAGGGAGCUUUGCCCCAGCAUUCCUGAAGACCCACUCAUACUGGCUGGGGACAAGCUCAGCCAACAGAUCCUGGCCCUGUUCCAAGCAUGCCAGCAGCAGAAUGAUGACCUGGAGAAGAAGGAGCGCUGUCGAGCACAACUUCAGAAAGAGAUCCGGGCCCUUUUCCCACAUUCCACAGUUUACUUGGCUGGUUCCACCCUUAAUGGCUUCGGGAGCCGAAGCAGCGAUGCAGACCUGUGCCUAGUUAUCAAAGAUGGAUCUGUGGACCAGAGAACAGAUGCUGUAUACAUACUCAGUCUUAUACGCAAGUUGCUUUACAGGCUGUCGUAUAUUGAAAGACCGCAGCUUAUCCGUGCAAAAGUGCCCAUACUGAAAUUCAGGGAUAAAGUGAGUGGUGUGGAGUUUGACUUGAAUGUAAACAACAUUGUUGGAAUACGGAACACAUUCCUUUUGAGAACCUAUGCAUACAUUGAGAGCCGUGUUCGACCCAUUAUCCUCGUGAUAAAGAAGUGGGCCAGGUAUCGGGGAAUCAACGAUGCAAGUCGGGGAACUCUAAGCAGCUACUCGCUGGUGUUGAUGGUCCUGCAUUACCUUCAAACCCUGCCAGAACCUGUCAUUCCCUGCCUUCAAAAGGAUUAUCCAGAAUGUUUCAGUGUUUCCAUGGAUAUCCAUCUUGUGCCAGAGGGACCGAAAGGUAUUCCUCCUUUCAUCUCCAAGAACCAGUCGACCUUGGGAGACCUGUUCCUUGGGUUUCUGAAAUACUAUGCCAAGGAGUUCAAUUGGGACAAACUAAUGAUUUCAGUUCGUGAAGCAGAUGCUCUUCCAAAGCCCAACUGCCGAGAAUGGAAAAACAAGUUCAUUUGUGUGGAAGAACCCUUUGACAGAUCCAACACAGCAAGAGCGGUUCACGAGAAGGUGAAGUUUGAUGCCAUAAAAGCAGAGUUCACAGAGUCUUUGCGGCUGCUGCAGUUGAAGAAGGACUUGAAUGCUAUCUUGCCAGUAAGGGCAACGAUACAGGAAAGAUAGUGGUCACAUCCAUCCUUCCCAGUGGUGAAGAACACACUUGCUGGCAAUAAAUGGACAGAACUGAUCUCAUAAUUCAGGGAUUUUUUUGAGAGGUUAAAGGGGAAAACACUGCUUCAAAAUGUUUUAUCUUUUUUCUGAAGGUCAUGUUAUUGCACUGACUGGGAUUUAGUUGUCAUCAUAUCCACUUUCCAAUUAAAAAGAAUGCAAAAACUAACUUUUUCAGCUGAAGGCCUACAUAUGGCUCUCUUUGUUGGACAUGGUACCUUUCACGGGUGGUGUGCACCUCAAAGGCAUAGCCUGAGCACAGGAUGAAGAAUUCAGUGUUAUCCUCAAGAUUUUAAAGUUUUUUUUUUUUUUUUUUUUUAAAGAUAAUUUUCUGUAUGUUCAGAAUAUGUGUGAGGUCACAUUUUUCUUGAAUUUACUGGGGAGUACUUUGUAGGGGUGUUUUUGGUGAAGAAAGUGAGGUGUAUAACAGGAUAUGUUUUUCCAAGUUGUCCCUUAAAUGUGGAUAUGUAUGGAACUGAAUUGAGUGUUAUUCGUUUUUUUUUUUAAAACCUUUAUACUAUUUUUAACCUCCCGAGGAAGUAAUCUUAGGGAGUAAGAACAUUGAUCUUACUCUGAAGAUAACUUUGAAGUUCACAAUAUUCACUCUGCACAGACUCCGUUGGUUGUUAUAUGGGCUUUUGUAAAGAGCAGUGAGGGUCAUUCUGAGAACUCUGUUUGUGUCCGUGAGGCCGGCCAGCUUUAUGGUCCCAGUGUCUUUAAGCUGAAGAUGCUAAAUGGCCAAAACGUCCCUUUAAAGGGGAAAUUGGAGUCAGGUGGAAUGAUGGCUAUUGCAAAUGGAAAAAUGGACCUUUGUAAGAAUUACAUUAAUGAAUUGUUUGAGAAAGGCCUAAGCUCAAAAGACUUGUGAACAUGUCUGUCUCUGCGAGUGUGUGUGUGUGUGUGUGUGUGUGUGUGUGUGUGUGUGUGUGUGUGUGUGUGAGAGAGAGAGAGUGAGUGAGUGAGUGAGUGGAUGUUAUGUUGGCACAUCCUGGGUUGCUUUUGUUUGAAUGGGAGAUGUAUGUGCAGUUAUACAUGUUUCAUUGAGAUUUUUUGAGGUUAAGUAAUCUUAAAUUUUGUCUUGGAAAUGAAACUUCUAAAUAUUUAAGUGCAAUUUUAUUUUUUUUUCCUGUUAUUGUAAUUAGCGAUGUUGAUAUCAUAGUAUUGUUAUUUUUCCUUUAUUUCCUUUUUAUUGCCUAACAUUCAUAGUCCACAGUCAAGUCCACCAACUGUCUGCUUUUCAGAAAUAUUCCAGUUGUUCUCUGGAAUCAACAUUAUUUUUGUUAGUUUUAUAUUACUCUGAGACUAAAUUCCAUGCUGUAGGUGUAGGUUGUACAUAAUCUGAAUACCUUUGUUUUGAGAGUAAAGGAUUUAUUUAACAUUACAGAAACCGAAAAAAUUGGGAUGUACAUUGGGAU
This is a messenger RNA of Scleropages formosus (Asian bonytongue), 3588 nucleotides long. RefSeq names its product terminal nucleotidyltransferase 2 (gene tent2). Gene Ontology annotation, molecular function: poly(A) RNA polymerase activity. Bases 599 to 2128 code for a protein of 509 amino acids. Lineage: Eukaryota; Metazoa; Chordata; Actinopteri; Osteoglossiformes; Osteoglossidae. Gene Ontology annotation, biological process: RNA 3'-end processing. The transcript has 15 exons. The record is from RefSeq and is a predicted model, not a curated record.